AUGCCCUGUACACAUGUCCUUGCAGCGCUUGCCUCAGCUGGUGUGCACGUCUCACACCAUACAUGUGACACAUACUCGCAGGAAUGCUUGUAUGCGACCUACGCCCAUCCUAUAUAUCCUGAGGAGGAAAUUGACAACCACAAGAAGAAGAGCGAGCGGUGCCGACCUCCAAAACCGAAGGAUGGGCCUGGUCGUAAGAAGAAAUCAAGAUGGCAGUCGUGGCUGGAAAUUUCUAGGAAGAAAGGCAAGAGUCGAAGGAAGAAGCCCAAAGUUUACAGCUGCUCCAAAUGCAAGCAACCAGGACAUACGCGCCCGUGUCCAAGCCUGCUGAGAAAUAAGGUCGGUCUACGAGCGGUCUUCGAGAGGUCUACGAGCUUCAAGGAGGUCUACGAGGUUCACGAGGUCUACGGAGUGGAGGUUACGAGCCACUAG
Molecule: messenger RNA, 432 nt
Organism: Microthlaspi erraticum
Lineage: Eukaryota; Viridiplantae; Streptophyta; Magnoliopsida; Brassicales; Brassicaceae
Source: the annotation of a GenBank genome assembly